GCUUCAUCGUUCAGAGCUCUGUGGCGGAGGGAAUGGGCGCGGGGGACCACGCGUGGAUAACGGGCUGGGGCUUUGGGCUCCAGCACAGCGGCACUCAGCCUAACUGUACCCUCAGGGUGGAUCAGGUGGAAGAAGGUAGCCAUGCAUCAUUGGCUGGUUUGCGUGUGGAUGAUGAGGUAGUGUCCGUCAACGGAGAGCCAUCUUCCAGCCUCAGCCUUUCAGAGGCUAUUGCUCUCAUCAAGGGCUCCACUGAUGGUCUGCAGCUAGUGGUGAAAAGAUGCUGUUUUCAGGGGGGCUUUCAGACAGUUAGCACCACUCUGCGGAUCCCAGCUCCAUAUAGACCUCAGGGUCCAAAGGAACUCUACAUCUCUGGGUCACAAGAUGAAGCACUCUAUGGGGAGACAGAUAGUGAAGCUGAAAGCCCUAGACGGAGCCCUAUGGUCCGAACCCAGUUUUGCAUUCCAGCUCCAAAGGACAGAAUUGGAGCAAACACCAAAGGCUCUGGGGGUGGAGGAACCAGGUUAGAAAUCACUCCAGGAUCUGUGGUAGAGUUACAGCUGUCGCUGUCUAAGACCACCCUGGGGGACACAGGCUGUACCUCACUGGGCAGCGCUCUUGGAGUUGAAGGAGGCUUCUGCCACAAGAAAAACGAUGAAGAUGAUGACACUACCACCAGCACACCAGGCUGUACCUUGUACAUCCCCCUCCAUGAGAGACAGCCUUUGAGUCAGCGAGGGGUGCUCAUCAGUGGUCCAUCUGCUUUGCAGGGACAGGUGGAGGUGACCACACAGCCAGCAGGGAGGAGCUCUGGAAGGGAAAGGGUGGGAUCUGGUGAGACUGAAGCAAAGGCCAGUGAACGAGGGGAUUAUGGUGAGGGAGAAGGAGGGCGCACUGAGGAAGCCCCCACCUCCUCCUCUGUCUCCUUUGGAAUUCAAUCAGAAGAGGGGGACUCUGAGUCGGAGAGGGAGCUCAACGAGCCUAACAAGCACCGGCCGAGGCACGCCAGGCUCCGGCGUAGCGAGAGCCUGUCUGAAAAGCAGGUGAAGGAGGCCAAGUCUAAAUGCAAGCGCAUUGCUCUACUCCUCACUGCUGCUGCCCCCAACCCCAAUAACAAGGGGGUAUUGAUGUUCAAGAAGCAUAGACAGAGGGCCAAGCAGUACACACUUGUAAGCUACGGAACCGGAGAGAACGAACCAGAGUUUGAGGCCGAGGAGGACGAAGAAGGCAACAAGGAAACACAUGCUGUUGAGUUCACAGUUCUAGCCACCAGUGAAACUGAACUUGAUGAGGAUUUUUUCACAAAUCCCCCAGGCCACAAGAGCAUUGUGACUUUUGACUGGGACACUGGACUGCUUGAGAUAGAGCGCAAACUUCACAAACCAGAAGACAUGAAUGCGCUCCCUGAAACCAAGGGCAAAGGAGCCCUGAUGUUUGCUCAGCGCAGGCAGCGUAUGGAUGAGAUUGUGGCUGAGCAUGAAGACAUGAGAAGUAAGGGGAUCCCUGUCGAAUCGGUACAGGAGGACGAGAAGCAUUACCAACAGGUGGAACCACGCACUUACAUGCCAGCGACUGAGAGUCAGAAUUAUAUGGAUGUCAAUGUGCACCAGCAACAACAGUACCAGCAAUACCAAGAACAAUAUUAUCAGCAGCAACAGCAGCAACAAUAUCAAGAAUAUCAGCAGCAGUUACAGUACCAGCAACAGCAACAGCAUUACCAGCAGCAGCAAGAGUACCAACAACAGCAUUACCAGCAACAGCAAGAGUACCAGCAACAGCAAGAGUACCAGCAACGGCAUUACCAGCAACAGCAAGAAUACGAACAACAGCAACAGUAUCAACAGUACCAACAACAGCAGCAGAUGCAACAGUAUUCACAUCAAAUGAAUGGUAUGUCCAGUCAACAAACCAGUGUAAUGCAGUCAUCAGUAAUGAAUAGAAGUGCCAAGCCAUUCUCUGUUCAGAAUACGGCAGCAGCCACAUUUUCACAAUCAGCAAGUCAAGAGCAGCCUUGCUAUUCAGUUGGACAGGGUGAACAAAUUGCUUCCCGAGAUGAGCGAAUAUCCGUACCCGCAAUCAAGACAGGGAUCUUGCAAGAUAACAGAAGGAAGAACAAAGCUAAGCCAAUGUUCACUUUUAAAGAGACUCCCAAAGUUUCCCCGAAUCCAGAGCUGCUAAAUCUCCUUAACAGGGGUGACAAGAAGGCUGGUUUUGAGUCAGGCCCAGAGGAAGAUUACUUAAGUUUGGGGGCAGAAGCCUGCAACUUCUUGCAGUCUCCUAAAGUAAAGCACAAAAUCCCACCACCCGUUGCUCCCAAGCCACACAUAAACCCAACCUCUCCACCAUGGUCUCCACAACCAGAAAUCGCAAGCCAGCAGUUCCCUCAGCAUGCUGAAAAUAACGUCCCAGCAACUGCUGAGGCUCCUGGGCCUGAAGCCGACCCUGUCCCUGAAAUGGAGUCCUCAGCCAUACCAAAGCAAGAACCCUCCCCCACACCUGCUGCUGAAUUACAGGAAGCUCCUGCUCACCCCCUCUCACAGGAACAUCAAGAAGCAGUCAAUGCAUGGGGUCCAUCUGAGCAACAAAUGCAACCAGAACAACAAGAAAAUUGGAAUGAGAAUCAAUCCCAGCAGCACAUAAAUAACACUCAGCUUGUCCAACCGUCACCUCAAGUACAAGCAAAGUCAGAGCCACCUGUCAGCUCUUGGGGUCCAUCUCCAACUCAGGCUCAUCAGCAGCCACCAGUGAGUGCUUGGGGUCCAGCUGAGGUUCAGUCACAAACCCUUGCACAGACUCAAUCACACAUGCAGCCUGCUUGGGUAACACAACCCCAAGUCCAAGUGCAACCAUCUACAUCUAUUCAAACUCAGUCACAGCCCCAGCCUCCUUGGGUGACACAAAGUCCACCCCAACCACAACCUCACCCACAGUCUCAGCCCCAACCUCAACCCCAACCUCAAUCCCAACCCCAACCACAAAUGAAUUCAUGGGCAACAGCUCCAGCUCAGUCACCACCCCAACCCCCAUGGGCACAAUCUCAAGCAUCAGCACAGCCAUCUGUCAGUACCUGGCCUCAAGAUCUAAAUCAGACCCAAGCUCAGCCACCCUGGGUGCAACAACAACAACAACAUCAGGAAUCUCAACCAUUACCAUCUUGGACAACCCCUCAACAGCAUCCCCAGCCUCCUUGGGCCCAACCUCAGGGCCAGCCACAGCCCCAACCACCUUGGGUCACUCAGACCCAACAGCAAGCGCUGCCACAGGAACCUGUAAAUGCAUGGACCCAACCUCAGAGUCCAGUUCAAGCACAGCCUCCAUGGACUCAGCAGGCUCAACCACCACCACAGCCUUCAUCACAGGUACAACAAUCCCAGGGUCCUUGGGCCUCAAUGCCUACCCAGUCACAACCACAACCACCAUGGGCUCAACAACCUCAAGAGCAUCCACAGCAAAUGAUGAACUCAUGGGCACCAGAGCAGAGUCAAGUACAGCCACCCUGGAGUCAGUCACAGCCUCCAGCUCAGGCACCACCUCCAUGGGUCCAUCAACCUCAGCAAGAGGCACCACCACCGCAUUCUCAACAAACAGUUGUAAGUACAUGGGCACCACGGCCCCAGCAAGGUCCAGUUAGUACCACAGCGCCUGCUGAAACUCAGAAGCUGAAUCAGUCAGCCAAACCAUGGAGUCCACCUCAGACCACUCAGCCCCCUCUACAGCGAAUGGGCUCAUACACAUUUGGAACAAAGGUCCCAUCACCCACUCCGACAAGUAGUACAAUGUCUCCCUCUGGAAUGGGAUCAGCUUUCGAGAUGCCAGCCUUGCGAGGGAAAGGAGCUGAACUUUUUGCUAAGAGGCAAUCCAGAAUGGAAAAGUAUGUGGUGGAUUCUGACACAGUGCAGGCAAACAAGGCAAGACCUUCUUCACCUUCACCUUCUUUGCCAACCACAUGGAAAUAUUCACCUAAUUGUCGUGCUCCCCCACCAUUAGCGUACAAUCCACUUCAGUCACCCUCAUAUCCACCAGGUGCUAUCAAACAGCCUCCAUCUUCUAGUCCUUCUAUAAAGAGUAAAAAUAAGGGCAAAGAAACAGAGAAACCUGCCCCCAAACCCCUUCAUGUUCUGGAUGUCAUGAAGCAUCAACCCUACCAAUUAAAUUCCUCUCUUUUUACAUACGGGCCAGCAGCAGAGAAACUUGCUGCAGAAAGGGAGGCAGCUGAAAAGCUUGCUGCUCAGAAAGCAGCAGAAGCCCAAGCUCAAGCUCAAGCUCAAGCUCAAGCUCAAGCUCAGGCUCAGGCUUAUGUCCAAGUUGCUGGUCCUCCAAACCAAAAUGGGCAUUUGAGAUAUGAUCAAGCUCCUGCCCCCUAUGGUUUUAUUCCACAGCAGCCCCAGCAACCCCAACAGCAAUAUGGGAUGUCUGGUCCCCCACCUGCUAUACAUGAUGGCCCUUAUCACCAUGCUCCUCCUAACAGCUACCAGCCUCCCCCUAAUGCUUAUCAACAAGUUCCCUAUCAACAAAUGUAUAACCCCCAGCCUGCUUACCAGCAACCUCCUUCAAAUCCUUACCAGCAAGCCCCAAGUCCUCCUUACCAGCAGCCCCCUCCAUAUCAAACCGGCCCUAACCCAGCCUAUCCAGCUGCCCCAGCACCAAGCUAUCAACAAGCCCAAAGCUCCUAUGUGGUACCUUCUUUUCCUGUCGAAGCAAGAGUAGAUUCUGCCUCAGGAAGUAGCAUUCUUACUGCUCCAAAACCAAAGUUCUCAGCCAAAAAAAGUGCCGCACAGGUUUGGAAGCCUAGUGCUGUUGAAAGUGUUGAAAAGUAGUCUUUAGCACUUUUUAGUCAUAACAAAGCUGGGAUGCAAAGCUGUAUAUAAGAAGUUUGACAAAAACUAAUGCAGGAAAUAUGUACUAAAUAUAUUUUUGUCACAGAGAAUUUAAAAACUUACUAUCAACAAUGAAAUUAAAAGCAGACCUAGUGUCUGAUUUUCAAACUGUACAGUAUUGUGCAAAAUCACAGGUUGAGUGCAUUUUCUCCAUCUCACAGUCCAAGACCUAGGAAGUACUGUUAAGUACUGUUUAUCUGAUGGUGACAGUUUUGGUGGUCUGUCAGGUUUUGCACGGUUGUUAGGAUUCUCUUAAUACUUUUUUGAAGUCCUGUAAUCUUCUUUCUCCUGGUGGUUUAUCUUAUAUGAACUUUUCUGUUCUCUUGAAAAAUUAAUAAUGUGGACUUAAUAGCCAUUAAAUAAAUGAAGGAUGGUCUCCGACUUUUGCACAGUACUGUAAGUAUACCAACAAAUAUUUUCUGUAUACUAAUUGUGUUGUAUCAAAAUAUAAUAUUGUAUCUAUCACAAAAUUAGACUGAUGUCUAAUUCAGUUUAGACUCAAUUUAAAUGUGUGUACCUCAAGCAGGUAAAAGAAUCUUUUUCAUGACAUGGCCAAAAAUGCGGUGGUCCAUCCGAUGAUGAAAAUGGAAUAUUGUUAUGUGAAUGAUUAGUGUGAGAGAUAACAAAUAGGUAAAAGAGAGAUUGUUUGAUUAAGUUGGAUAUCCACUGAGUACUUGACUUUAUAAGAUACUUUAAUUUUGACUAACUACUGAAUGCUAUCAACAUGAAUUAUAAUCUGUAAGACAGAAAACAAUUCCUGUAUGUAGAGUCUGUAGAGUAUGAAUUAAUAUUGCACAGUACCUCAGUGGUUUAUGUGAACAGAGUAGUCCAGGUAAAUGAAAUAUGUAAGUAUGGAUAUAUUACAACAUUUGACUGAGACGAAUACAGAUGCAGUUCAGCGAUGGCCAUUGUAUGCAGCCAGAUCCAGUCUUUUUAAGACUGAAGAAAUUUGCUGUCUUUUUAAAAAGUAACGUUCAGGCCUUUUUUUAAGUAAGAAUGAAUGCAUGCAUUGCUGUUGUUGGUACAAAACCUCGCGUCUCCAUUUUUGUUGUUUUUCAGUUUUUGACAUAAUUUGAUUGUAAUGCUUGUUGCCCUUUAUAUUAUGUGCAAAUUUCAUGAAGAAUCAACAAAAGAAAUGGCCUAAAAUGACUUGGAAAAAAGUCUGGUCCUUUGACUUACAUUAAAAGUAAAGUAGGUUUUUUCUUCUCCUGUGAAGUUAUCAUUUUGGAGAUACAAGGUUUUCUUCCGACGACAGCGAUAUGCUAUUUUCAACGUGGUCUGUCAAUGAUCAUCUCUGAAAUCUGAGACAUUGUUUGAUAUCAUUAUUAAAUUUGAGCCUUUUGUAGAUAUUGUGUGAUGACAGCAGAAGAGGGAGGAAGUAAGGCUUGCCUUUCACUACACUCAAGCUAUCAUGCUUGUGUUCUUCAUUGUUUAUUUUUAAAUAAGAAUUCACGCCUGGCUUCUUUUCCUGCUUCACCCUUUUCAUUUUUAUGUUUCUACCAGCUUUAUUUUUUUUGACAAAUUAGUUUUCAAAUGCUGAUAAAAACAAACAAGUUUCUUCUGAAUGUAAAGUGACUGCAAAUUUGGAAAACAUUCAUUUUGAGUGUUUUGUAAUUUGCUAGCUUCUUGUAAUCGAUGUCUUCAUCAUAUCCUUUUAUUUUUCAUUCUUCUGUGUGAUUUUUCUUCAUAGUACACUUUCUGUACGAUUUGCCACAGUGCUAUUAAAAGACUCUCUGUCUGU
Colossoma macropomum (tambaqui) is the source of this 6615-nucleotide messenger RNA. RefSeq names its product synaptopodin-2. Gene Ontology annotation, molecular function: actin binding. The transcript has 4 exons. The coding region runs from base 33 to 4814 and encodes 1593 amino acids. Gene Ontology annotation, biological process: positive regulation of actin filament bundle assembly. The record is from RefSeq and is a predicted model, not a curated record. Gene Ontology annotation, cellular component: Z disc; actin cytoskeleton; nucleus. Lineage: Eukaryota; Metazoa; Chordata; Actinopteri; Characiformes; Serrasalmidae.